CAGGUUCGCAUCGAAAAUGUCCAAGCAGUAGAUUUGUGUGUCAGUAUGUUUGCACCGCAACCCUUCAGUUUAAAAAUAAACACUAAAUAGUAUGAAUGCCGACAUGCUGUAGCGAAUUUGUAGCGUAAAGCGUUAUUUUUUGCACAUUUAUGGGUAAAGUGAAAUUAUUUUCCGGCGCAGCCUUGAAACAAAACGUUCGAGCUCCAAGCGGCAGCGGCGGCAUGCGCGUAUGCAAAUCAAAGUAAAUGUUCAAAUAUAGUAAGACUUUAACAAAAUUAGCAACAAAAUACAUAUACGUGUACAUAAAAUGAACACCCACUGAGCAAUUUUGAAGCGCAAAAUUUGAAAAUUGAGUGCAUAUUGAGUGCGAGUAUACAAGUUUGUAUGACGUGAAAAAUUGUACAGCACACAAAUAUAUGAAAAUUAAAAUUUUUCACAGCAACAGCCGCCUACUCAAUAGCAAAUGAAAAAGACAGAAUCAAAAAUCAAUUUGAUGCCUACAAAUAUUCGCAUGAAAGUGAAAAUUUACAUUUUACACAUAUUUUUUGAAGAAAAAAAUAUAAAAAAAAUAAUAUAUAUAUUUUGUAAUACAAAUACACACAAAUAUAUAAGUGAGAAUUUUUAUAAAGAAACUACAGAAAUAAAUUAAAGCGAAAGCAGCUGUGUGUGAUAAUUUACAGCAAGGCAUAUGCACCGUUUGCUUGAAUUCAUAUGGAAAAGGUUACUCAUACGACGUGUAGGGCCGCGAAAUAUUAACGCUAGUAGGCGUAUGUAAAUUUUCCUUAUAAGAAGUCAUUUUGCAACGUACUAACGUGGAAACUGCAACCUCCUGCAUAACUAACCAAAAAAAAAUUUAUAUGUAUAAAUAUAGAUAAAUUUCGUACACAAGAACACGAAAUACACAGAAUUUUUUACGAAAAUUUAAAGAACCGUAUAAAUAACUGAACCAAGAAAACCAAUCAAAAAACACACACAAUGAACGUGCAACUAGCGCAACAAUCAGCAGCACAUACCAGCAGAAAGCAUUGCAACAGCAGUAGUACUAGCAUUAGUCGUAACACUAACAACAACAUGAACACCACCGUCAAUACACAAUCACAACAGCAACAACAACAACAGCCAGCCAACAAUCGCACAAUGUCCACAGCGGCGACGUCAACGCCGACGCUGUCGCAUCGAACGCAAAGUCCCGCUAUAGUGCCGCCGCCCACCGCCUCGACGACUACGGCCGCCUGCACAGCGACGACAACGCCAAUGCGCAGCGCGCGCACUCCCUCACCCGACGGCACACAGGACUACGAUGUGACGCGCAUGCGCGAGGAUGAUUUCGAACGGCUGGCCGUUUACAUAGUACCCGAUGUGCAAUGUGAGCGUGGCAUAGCGAAUCGGGCCGAUCGCACGCUGCCACGCAGCCUAACACUGAAACCCUCGAUGGUUUUCUCAACGCCAAAUGUUAAGACUGAAGGAGUUUGGAGCACUGGUGUGAUACCGCGCGGCACACGUUUUGGCCCCUUUGAAGGCGUUCCAACUCCGAACUAUCCCAACGAUACGAAUAAGGCGCGCUAUUUUUGGCGGAUCUUCAAAGAUGACUACUUCUACUAUCUGGAUGGCUCGGAUCGUGCGCAGGCGAAUUGGAUGCGUUAUGUCGCCUCCGCGUACAGCUUGUCGGUGAUGAAUUUGGUGGCAUGUCAACAUCAAGAGAACAUCUAUUUCUACACCACACGUGACAUUAUGCCCAACGAAGAGUUGAUGGUGUGGUAUUGCAAGGAUUUCGCACGACGGCUGGGUUAUGAUGUCGAUCCGGAGCGUACGAUAUUCGGCGCUUGCAAGCAGGCUGUGGACGAUGAUGAGGACGCGGAGGCAGAUGGCGAAGAUGAAGAUGUACCGAGUAAUGCCACAGCGUCCAGCACAUUACUGCUGAGCCAUAAAGCGAAAUUGCGUUCAAAUUCGCCAUACUGCAUGCCAGCGCCCGAGAUACCACCCGAAGUUGCAUACAACCAUAUCACAUACGUUAUGGGACUGCCAAUACCACCAUUACCGGCGGUGGUGGCAGGCAAUGCGACCGUUAGUCGGCGCUCCAUCACGCCUAGUCCAUCGCCACCCAGUUGCCGUGACGCGAACGCCAGUCAUGUACCACAGCAUUUGGUCGGACUGCCACACAUACAACACGCGCAGUCAACGCAGCGGCCGAGCACCCAUCAACUUUCGACGCAACAACUACCUACAACACACCUGCAGCACCAUCAACAACACAUACAACAACAUCAGACGGUGCUGCAUCUGAAGCAGGAGCCUGGCGCGUCGGUAAUUGUGCGCGAACGCUCGCCGGCGGCAAGUGAAUGUGGCGCGAAAGAUGCAAAAGAGGUGGCGGGCUCACCGUUACCACAUAAAGACACGCACUAUGAACAUCAGCUAACGCCGAAUGAUGGUAGCGUGCGCUCGGUGCGUUCCGAUGAGGGCUACCACAGCAACGAGUAUCAUGAGGAUGGGCUGACCCCACCCGAAGACUCGAGCGAUAGCGAGAGUGAGCACAACUAUGUAUUGGACUGUUCGAAGAAAGCGAUUGCCCCAAAAGAGACUGUCAUUACGCAUCCGCAAAAGGCGGCCGUUGCUGCGGCUGUGGCCGCGGCAGCAGCUGCUGCAAACAGUAGCAGCAACAACAAUGCGGCUGUUAACAACUGUGGUCCAGCCACGUCAGCGACGCCCGCAGUGGUGUCUUCCGCUGCCGCCGCUAUUGAUUGUGGUGGUGGUGAUAAGAAUGAGUAUCGCAAGUUUAAGGUGAAAAUGCCGCUAAAGUAUGAAUUCAAGAAUAGCAAAUGCGCCAUUAAGACUGAGGCCAUGUGCCACAUAAACAACACAAACAAUAGCAAACAGAACACAAGUGACGAACUGCCCACAGUUGGUGCCACAUCCAGCGAAGAUGAUUUGCUGGCCGCCAACGAAGCCACACCUGCUUGUACGUCCUCAACACAGCUGGACGAUGAAGCGAUGGAUGUGGACCAUAUGCCUGGUUCAACGACACAACAACAACACGCUUCGAGCACCGUCAUCAUGGUGGACCGUAGCCUAAACAACACCAACGGCCAUGCGACGCGUACCAUUGUGCCAAUGAACAAGGCAUACUACGAAGCUGAGACCACCACACCGCCGCCACCACCCACAGCCGCACAAACUUCGUCGGCGGCUGGAGUUGCCUACAUGCGCUUCACGCCUCCUUCCUCCAGCAUACUCGAAACCAUAUUGACUGGUCAGCAUCGACUAGAGGCCGCAGCUGCUGCAGCGGCUGCUUGCCGUCAAGCCAAUGCGGCCACACCGCCACCUUCAUCACCCACAGAGAUGGCUUAUUCCUAUAAGAAAUCGCAUAGGUAUGGCAAUGCUGUCAGUCCCGAUUCCAGCUCCAACUUAGCACAGGCGCCCGAUAUGCAUGCAGCAGCGCUGCAUGACACCGAAAUGCUAAUUGCAUCGUCACGUGGCAGUCUGAAGGACGAUUGUUCGCCACCACCGGCAUCGGGCCAUGAUCUGAAAUUCUCGCCGGCGCAUGUUGCACACAGCGCCUUCGUCUCGGAUGGCCAUCAAACGCCGCCGUACUCUGCGUAUUCACCAUAUUCCAGCGGUAGUGUGAAUGGUGGCGCACCAGGUGGCGGUCAUCCACUGUCACAUAUGCCCACAUCCACCUUCCACUCGCCGCCACACAGCUCACACUCGCCCUUCGAUCGCCAAUGGGAUGCGUCCAGCGGCUCCACACCCAAUCUGCACCUACUGCAGUCCAGCUCACAGAUGCUAAUGAAACCGUUGCGCAUUUCACCGCCCAGCAGCCUGAGCCCCGAUGGCAAUUCGUGUCCACGCAGCGGCAGUCCACUCAGCCCGAACUCGUUGGCGGCGCGCGGCUACCGUUCACUGCCAUAUCCAUUGAAGAAGAAAGAUGGCAAAAUGCACUAUGAAUGUAAUGUCUGUUGUAAGACUUUCGGCCAGUUGAGCAAUCUCAAAGUGCAUCUGCGCACGCAUUCCGGUGAGCGACCGUUCAAGUGCAAUGUCUGCACGAAGAGCUUCACACAGCUGGCGCAUUUACAGAAGCAUCAUUUGGUGCACACCGGUGAAAAGCCACAUCAGUGCGACAUUUGCAAAAAGCGUUUCUCCUCGACGUCGAAUUUGAAGACCCACCUGCGUUUGCAUAGCGGUCAAAAGCCAUAUGCUUGCGAUCUGUGCCCACAGAAGUUCACACAGUUCGUACAUCUGAAGCUCCACAAGCGCUUGCACACCAACGAUCGACCCUAUGUCUGUCAGGGAUGUGAUAAGAAGUACAUAAGCGCUUCCGGACUGCGCACACACUGGAAGACGACAAGCUGUAAGCCCAACGAUCUGGAGGAGGAGCUGGCCAUGGCCGCGGCAGCAACUUCAGAGUGUUUAGACAAAUAUGUGCCUGAGCCCGACUCGCGCGAAGCCUUCGAGCAUAUGCAACAACAAAUGCAUCCACACCUGCGCCAUCUGCCACCCGGCAGCGGCGGUGCUGGCAGCCACGCCAACGCUGCCGUUCGUCCAACAUCACCACGUCUAAUUUCCAUCAAUCCGCUACAUCAACAACAAACACAACAACAACAGACGCACGCGCAUUUGCAGCAGCAGCAUGCCGCCAUGUUGCAACAGCACGCGGCAGCGGCGGCGGCCCAACAUUUGUCCGGCGCAACGACGAAUCCAAACGCCGCUACAAUGUUGCUUGGCUCAAACGCGCAACAACAACAACACCACCACAGUCUACAACAGCAACAGCAACAACAUUUGCAGCAACAGCAACAACAGCUGCUACAGCAGCAACAGCAACAGCCACAUCCACUAAAAGCUAGCAUCAAACAACAAAUGCAUUUACUACCACCAGGCACCGCAAACGGCAGUGGCGCGAACGCGAUCAACUCCCCACCCGGAGUUGCUCCCAACGAUACCUACAUGAGCGUCUCUCACGCGCAUGCUGCAGCAGCAGCAGCCCAUGCCGCGGCAGCAGCUGCAGCGGCAGCCGCUCAUGCGGCGGCAGCACAUCAGCAUGCGCAGAAUCAAGAGUCACGCCCAUCGGUGAUCGAAUCCAGUCAACCGAUGAUCAUCGAGUGCACGUAGAGCGCGGUUGGCGUACGCUGAAGUGCUAUCGAAGAUAAAAACAAUAACUAAAAUCAAACUGAAAAGUUGCGAUUGAGGUGCGGCGAACGCGUCGAAGUUCGCAAAGCAAUUGAGUUGAGUGCUCAAUUGCAUUGAGUGGAAAUGGUAUUGUCACCCGUUGAUUUCACUCAAAAGCGCUGUCGUAGCUGCGGCAGCACAGAGCUGGAAUGUCUUACAAAACCAGGAAAAACAAAAACAAAAACGAUAACAACAAUUAUAAAAGUGCAAUAUGAAGAGGUGAAAGCUCAUUUCGUGCCGCCUUUGAUAAAUGGCGCGCUUUCAUUUUCAGUUGGUCGGAAAUGAGUGCUUUUACACAAAUACAACUGAGCUAAGAUGAAAAACUAAAACAUUAAUGGUAUUAUUAAUUUAAUAGUCGACAACGUCAUUUUAUAAUUAGUGAAUUUAUUGAUUGGUCUAUGUAGCUAUAAAUAAUUACAAGCAAUUAGUUAAAAUAUACAUUUAAUAAUAUAAAAAAAAAAAAUUUAACUCCAAAAUUCACUCGCCUUACUCAACUGUUUCGAGUGCGUAUGAGUGGUAGUUGAAAUAAAAAAAUUUUAAUUUCUUGAAAAGAUCUCAAAAUUGGCAGCCAAUUAUUUUGCACAAACUAUUUUUUGUUAAAAAAAAGACGAAACAAAAUUCAAAAAUUAUUCAGAAAUUUUUCAUGUGACCGCGAGUUUUAUACGUGGCAAAUUAUGCAUCUUCAUAGUUUAAAAAUAUUAAAAUAACAGUAAAAGAACAAACAAAUCUUUAAAAUAAUAUUUCUUAAUUUGAACGUUUGGCUAAGCUCUAUUGCAAAUUGCAUUUAAAAUUAGCAUAGUACUAACAUAAUAUUAACUGAACAGAUUCAAAAAAGUAUGCUAGCGAAACUGGAAAACUGUUGGAGAAAACAAGUUGCCUUAUAUUGAUUUAGAACUGCGUGUUUUGCGAUAUCAUGCUGCACUUUGACAAACUUUAUGCUAGUAAAUGAAUUAGUGAAAAAAUUAGAACAGAAUUGAAUUAAUUUGAAAAAUUAGUGAAAGCUUCAAAAUUUUAAUACAAGCAUGAAAGCUUUACUGAUUUCUGAGCGAAAACGCUUUGCAGUCAUCUGUCAAAAUUUAGACUUUUCUGAUAACUUUUUCGAAGCUUAAGCUUAAAAAGGUUACACGAAAGCUCUAUAGGCUUUUGCGAAAGUUCACGAUGAGAUGUUACAAAAAUUUUUAGAUCUUGCUCAAAGCUUUUCGUAGUUGUAGUAAAAGCUAAAAAAAAUACAUUAAAGCUUUAAAAGUUUUGUUAAAGCUGCAUUGACGUUUUUACAAUCUUACAAUCUUUUGCAUCUUACAAUCAGUUAUUAGAUGCGAAAAUAUUUUCUUAUGUAAUGAAAGUUUUUUUAAAAUUUUGUGAGCUGUUUUGCAAUCUGAUGAAUGAUUUUCUUAAUUUAUUAAUAUUUUUUUAAAACGUGGUGAAAGCUUUUCUACUCUUUUUGAAAGCUUUCGCAAUAAGAUUGAAUUUUUUACAAAUAUCGGUUGAAAGUUGUCUCAAUUUUACAUAUAAAGAAAAAUUUAACAAUUGAAAGCUUUUGCAUAUUGAUAAAAGAUUUUUGCGCUUUAGCGAAAGUUUUUUAAAAUUUUGUGAAAUAUGUUGCAAUUUGCUGAAUGAUGAAUUUGACGAGAUUUCGCCCAAUGCUUGGAAAUAUUUUUUGAAUUUAGUGGAAGCUUUUUAGUUUUCGUUACAGCUUUUACGAAUAUUAGUUGAACGUUGUCAUAAUUUUGCAUUAGCUAAAAAUUACUAAAAUAUAAGAAAUGAAAGCUUCAGAAAAUCGAUGAAAGCUUUUUGCAGUUUAGUGAAAGUUUUUUUUAAUAUUGUAGAACAUUUUGCAAUCUCUUAUUAAAAUUUUGCGAUAGAAAAACUUAACAAAAGGAAACCUUCCGAAAAUCGAUGAAAGCUCUUUGCCAUUUAAUGAAAGUUGCACGCAAAAGUUCAUUGCACAUAACUUUCGAGGCCUAUCUUUCAACUUCAAUCCUACACAAGCAUAAAGUUAGUCAGCUGCUAAAGUAUAUUGCUUAAAUAAUAAAGAAACGUUUAGAAAACAGCGUGACUACCUAAUUCAACACAAAAUUUUAAUUUAUAACUUCCUGUAGUAAAAUUUUUUCGAGGUUUGUCAUUUCUAAAGCUCGUAAGCAGUAGAAAAGUUUAGUUAAUUAGUAAGCGCAUUGCAUAAACUUAGACUUUACUUUAAUAUAAAUAAAUGAGCAUAAGUAAAUAUGUAAAAUAUGAUAUAUAAGUAUAGCAAAAUACCGCACAUACAUAUGUACAUAGAACACUAUAAUACCAAGUAAAAGUAAGCAGUAAGUUUAUAAGCAACUUUAUAUGAAAUAUUUAGGCAUAAGAAAAUAGUUGUAGUGAACACAGAUACACAAACACACAUUUACACAAAACCAUACAUAUAAACAUGUAUAUAUAAAAACCAUAUGCCACGUGGGACGCGUGCAGACGUGAUCACGUUAGCAAAACUUAGCUGAAGAUCGGUGCUUUUUGAACUGUUUCUAUUUGUAAAAUUUUAUUAUAUAUUAUUAUUAUGAACAAAAACAAAAAGAAACUGAAAAAGAAGAAGAAGAAGAAGAAAAAACUAAACAAAGUAAAAUAUGAAAUAUAUGAAAAUCAUGAAAAUCUUGAAUUGAAUAUUUUUUCAAAAACAAAACUGAGCCCAAGUGUUUAUAGCUGUAAUGAGAAUGUAAGCGAGAUAUUUAAUAUUAUUACUGUUAAAAUUUACAUACAUACAUACAUAUAUGUAAUGCUAUCAAUUAAUUAAUAUUGAAAUAUGUACUGAUACAUUUAAUUAUUAUAUAGUGAAUCGUUUUAAAUUUAAGCUUCAAGUAUGCGUAUAUAGUGGAACACUGAAAGAAAUGUUUGGCUUAUGAGCAUAUACGUAAAUACACAUAUAUACAUACAUGCAUAAAAAACCUUACUUAUACCAAAACUUUUGAAAACAUACUACAAAUACAAGAGAAAGUAUCAUAAAUACUAUUUUCCAAAUUCUAAAAAAAAAAAUUGUUUGUUUUUGUUUUUUUGCUGGUGCGAUUGAUAACUUUUUAUUGAAUUGAAGACGAAAUGAUAUUGCAGAUCUAAGCACCUGGACAAAUUUUGCUAAUAACAUUGUUGCAUCUAGAUCUACUUGAGGGAAGAGCCAUUUAAAAAUCGAUAACACAACUAACGAUUGUAAAAAAAAUUACGAAUUCUCUGCUAUAAACAAAAUUUUUAAAUUUUGCGAAUUGUUUUAAAAUUCAGUUACUUACAAUUCCGUAAUUGAUAUCGAUAGCAUAAAAAUCGUUCCUUAAAAGUUUAAAAUUAUUUU
Messenger RNA from Bactrocera oleae (olive fruit fly), 8476 nucleotides. It is a transcript of the gene Blimp-1, whose product is annotated as PR domain zinc finger protein 1. Gene Ontology annotation, molecular function: DNA-binding transcription repressor activity, RNA polymerase II-specific; protein binding; RNA polymerase II cis-regulatory region sequence-specific DNA binding. Lineage: Eukaryota; Metazoa; Arthropoda; Insecta; Diptera; Tephritidae. Gene Ontology annotation, cellular component: cytoplasm; nucleus. Gene Ontology annotation, biological process: cell fate commitment; regulation of transcription by RNA polymerase II. The record is from RefSeq and is a predicted model, not a curated record.